AUGGCAGAGGCAAACGGCUCCGGAGUUCCCGCACAGGACAUGGAGAGCUCAAGAAAUCAUGUCGGCGCAGAAACGUCAAACAAGUUCCAACAUGCCAUUUCGGCCUGGAGAAGCCUCGAUUUCACAACUUUGGUCUCAAACCUCGACAAUACAGCCUCCGAAAUUGUUACAUACCAGAGGGAUUCAACAGUCCAGAGGAAGGAUCUCGCACAGAAGACCAAGGACUUUAGGAAAUUAGACGAUGCCACGAAGCUCUCCGAGAUCAAGGGCUUGCUAAAAGCUUACCAAACAUUCAUCGACCUCUUGACCAACCACUCCAAGUCGAUCAACUCGGCGUUCUUACAGGCCUACACCUCCCUGUCAGAGGCGCCCGACCCGUACCCGCUACUCGAGGCGUCCGUCGACUCCAUGCUGGUGUCUGAGGACACUUUGCCGAAGCUUAGCCAGGAGAACCAGCAUCUCCAAGGAACGGUUGCGAGGCUCACAUCCCAGUUGGAGGACACGGAAUCAAAAUUACAGACGGAGCGGACGGCAAGAAGGCAGCUGGAGGGCAACCUGGAGACCAAGGUGAAGGAUGUCGAGUCAUCCUGGGUGGCUGUCUUGGACGAGAAGAAGGAUAACUGGGAAGCGAAAGAGAAGGCACUAGAAGACAAGAUCGAGAACCAAGACCGGCUGCUGGAGGAGAUCAAGGCGAGUUACGAGGUCAAUCAGCGAUUGGGGCGCUCGGACGACGCCGAGAGCAGCCAGGGGGGACAUGUCACGAGCGCCGAGCUCGAGAUGGUCAACUCGGACUUGGAGAGGACGAGCUCGCGGCUGGCCGAAAUGGAGGCGCGGAACGAACAACUUCGGUUGGAACUCGCUCAGGCCAAAUCGCAAGUGCCGACACAGCCGGCGGUGGACCUCGAGGAUGACCCUGGUUAUAUGCGAGUGCGAUCGGAGAAUUCGUCUCUCAUCCGGAAACUCGACGCCGCGAGGGUCGAGAAGGAGGGCUUCAAGCGGGACCUAGACACCAAGCUCCGCGGUCUCGAACGAGAGGUCGGCCUGUUGAAGGAGGAGCGAGACGCCCUGAAGGCCAAGGUGCAGAAGUGGAGCGACUACGAGGAUGUCAAGCAGGAACUGGAGGUUCUCAAGAGCAUCGAGUUCUCCACCGGCGACGACGACGAGGCCGCGGAUCCGCAGGACGGAAUUGCCGCAACGGGCAAGGGGGACAGCCUCGAGCAGCUUCUCCUGGCCCGGAACAAGAAGCUAAGCGACGAGCUGACCAUCCUGCGCGUGUCGCACCAAGACCUCCAGAAUAGGUUGCAGGACCUGCAGGAGGAGCUGUCGAGGACGAAUGCCGAGCUGGAGAAGGCCCAGAACCUCAACGAGAAGCUUGAGAACGAGCUCUCGACCGUGCAAGCAGAAGCACCCAACGCAUUCCCAUCUGGCGCUUCGGUAGCCGGCACCUACGUGAGCCGUUACCCACCAUCUGCCGCACCGGGACGGAAGGGAAGGACAUCACCCACAUCUUCCAUAAUAAGCGGCUUCAACCCACGCGAUUCGCCUGCAGAGCCAAUGGGCGGCGGGUCGGGAAUCCUGCCGAUGAUCACGGCCCAGCGAGACCGCUUCAAGAAGAGGAACGCUGAGCUCGAGCAGGGGCUCUCGGAGAGCCACCGCACGGUGUCGCAGUUGCGCCAGGAAAUCGCCGCCCUGCAGAAGGACAACCUGAACCUGUACGAGAAAACGCGCUACGUGUCGACCUACAACCGGGCGGCCGGCGGCGGCGGGCCGGCGUCGACGUCGACAUCGUCGUCGUCGGCGUACGCGUCGAACCCGAACCCGUCGACCGUCUCGAUGGGCGGCCCGGGGAUCGCGCUGGACCGGUACAGGAAGGCGUACGAGUCCAACAUCUCGCCGUUCGCCGCCUUCAGGGGCCGCGAGUCGGCGAGGGCAUACAGGCGCAUGAGCCUGCCGGAGCGGGUCGUCUACUCGGUCACGAGGAUGGUGCUGGCCAGCCGGACCAGCAGGAACCUGUUCGCGGCCUACUGCGUGGCCCUGCACGUCCUCGUCUUCUUCUCGCUGUACUGGCUCGGCACCGCCGACGUCGAGCAGCACGCCAGCAAGCUCGGCGAGAGCGCCAUCGCCGCCGCCGUUGGCUCAAACGCCGGGGGCGGCGAUGGCUCCCAUGGGAACUGGCAGGAGGAAGGGUUCAGUGGGCAGUGA
Molecule: messenger RNA, 2202 nt
Organism: Phialemonium atrogriseum
Lineage: Eukaryota; Fungi; Ascomycota; Sordariomycetes; Cephalothecales; Cephalothecaceae
Product: CASP C terminal-domain-containing protein
Exons: 3
Coding region: 1-2202 (733 amino acids)
Biological process (GO): intra-Golgi vesicle-mediated transport
Cellular component (GO): Golgi membrane
Source: RefSeq, a predicted model, not a curated record